GUGGGGAUUUCUGCCGUGCAGUAAGGGAUUUCUUUGAGUCUGGCGCCAUGCUUAAGCAAAUCAAUCACUCUAUCAUUGCUUUAAUUCCUAAAUCUACCAACUCUUCUUUUGCCUCUGAUUUUCGUCCGAUUUCCUGCUGUAAUGUUAUAUAUAAGGUCAUUGCUAAGCUCCUUGCAGCGAGAUUAUCUCAUGCUCUCUCAAAUAUUAUUAGUCCUAUGCAAAAUGCUUUUUUGGGUGGUCGACUUAUGGCUGACAAUAUUCAUUUGCUCCAAGAGCUUCUCCGAGAUUAUGAAAGGAAAAGAUCUUCUCCCCGUUGCUUGUUGAAGAUUGAUUUUAGAAAAGCCUUUGAUUCAGUCCAAUGGCCUUUCCUUCGACAGCUCUUGUUAAUGCUUGGUUUUCCCAACCACUUCGUUCACUUAAUUAUGCAGUGUGUUGAGACUGCUUCAUAUUCUAUAGCCGUUAAUGGUAGCAUCUUUGGCUUCUUUCCAGGGAAGAAUGGGGUUCGGCAAGGUGAUCCUUUAUCCCCAUAUCUCUUUCUUGCAUGCAUGGAAUAUCUCUCCAGAAUGCUUCGUAUGGCUUCUCUAUCUCCUGGCUUUCGGUUCCACCCCAAAUGCAAUUCUCUAGGCAUUUCCCAUCUUGCUUUUGCAGAUGAUGUGAUUCUACUUUCAAGAGGAGAUAGGCAAUCUGUUUCUACUCUUUUUUCGCAACUAGUUUCUUUUGGAAAGGUUUCCGGUCUAGAGAUUAAUGCCAACAAAUCCUUUAUAUUUUUUGGAGGAGUCACAGACAGCAUUAAGCAGCUCAUUCUCCAGGACACUGGCUUCGUUGAGGGAUCCUUCCCAUUUCGCUAUCUUGGCGUUCCCUUAAGCCCCCACCGUCUCCUAGCCAGUCAGUUCUCUCCCCUUCUCAACAAGAUUCACUCUACUAUUUAUGGUUGGCUGGGGAAGCAUCUUAGCUAUGCUGGGAGAGUGGAGCUUCUCAAAUCAGUCCUUUUUGGCAUGGUUCACUUUUGGUUGAAUAUAUUCCCUGUCCCCGACACUGUUAUCAAGCAAAUCACGUGUCUCUGCCGAAAUUUCUUGUGGACUGGCAAUGUCUCUAGGAGUAAAUCUGCUUUGGUAGCUUGGCGUACAGUUUGUCUUCCUAAAGCUGAAGGUGGCCUAGGCUUGUUUGACAUAAAGGCUCGCAAUAACAGUUAUCUUGCCAAACACAUAUGGAACAUUCAUCUUAAAGCUGAUUCCAUUUGGAUUCAAUGGGUCCAUCAUUACUAUUUACAUUCUCACUCCAUUUGGAACACCGCAGCUUCCCCAACCUCCUCGCCUUUAUGGAAAUCCAUCAUCAUCCUACGUGAUAAUCUUGUUGAAAUGGGAGGUGGUCAAUCCAAUACUGUCUCUCUGAUGGCUCACUGGAGCACCUCUACAGGUCCUUUCACUGCUCAUGCUUAUGAUUUUCUUCGGGUUCGUAGCUCUCUUGUCCGGUGGAGAAACGUUGUCUGGGAGUCUUGGUCCAUGCCCAGAUACAAUUUUAUCCUGUGGUUGGCUGUUUUGGGAAGGCUUCGCACGCGAGAUAGACUCCACUUUCUCCAAACUGAUUCCUCUUGUGUCUUCUGCCAAGUGGAAGAAGAGAGUCAUAGCCAUUUGUUCUUUGGUUGCACUUGGACCUCUUCUCUUUGGCUUAAGAUCAAAAAUUGGCUUCGUAUAUCAAGGACCAUGUCUUCUCUGCUCAGUGCCAUUCGGGGUCUCUCAAGAAUCGGUAACAAUGCAGUUGGAAGAAUGAGGAGAGCCUCCCUUGGUAUUCUGGUUUAUAUAAUCUGGGAUGAGAGGAAUAAAAGGAUAUUUGAGGGGAAGUGCACCACCAUUGAUUCUCUCUUUCGUAAAUUUCAGCUGGUUAGCUCGGCUGGUAGUGGCGGGUUCUUCAAUUCAGCUUCGGAGGUGGAGGUGGUUGCUGUUACUCCUGGCUUUCUUCACGUCGUUCUUGCAUGGUGGGCAACUCUCCUUUUGCUGCAGCCUCUUCAAUGCUUCUCCCUGCCCCAAGUUGCUGCGUGCUCUCUUCAUUGGUCUAGCUGCUUGUGCAUUCACGUGGACUUUGAUGGUUCCCAAGGCGCCUUUAUUUGGUUUAGUGGCUUAAUUGCAUGGCUUCAAUGGCUUGCAUGGCUUGCAUGGCUUCCUCUCCUGCAUUCAGCUUUCUAUUUCUUUUCCUGUGUUGCUGCUGCGGCUGAUUCUCCUUCAUUGGCUUCAUGCUUGCUUUCUUUGGUUUGGUCAAUAAGGGAGCCUGUUCCCUUUCUGAUCAUCUUUGCUUCUGAACCUGCUG
This is a messenger RNA of Populus euphratica (Euphrates poplar), 2304 nucleotides long. RefSeq lists its product as uncharacterized. The annotation marks the transcript as partial. NCBI's taxonomy places the organism in Eukaryota, Viridiplantae, Streptophyta, Magnoliopsida, Malpighiales, Salicaceae. The record is from RefSeq and is a predicted model, not a curated record. The transcript has 4 exons.